Messenger RNA from Zonotrichia leucophrys gambelii, 5381 nucleotides. RefSeq names its product polypeptide N-acetylgalactosaminyltransferase 13 (gene GALNT13). Gene Ontology annotation, cellular component: Golgi apparatus. Gene Ontology annotation, molecular function: polypeptide N-acetylgalactosaminyltransferase activity. The record is from RefSeq and is a predicted model, not a curated record. The coding region runs from base 944 to 2614 and encodes 556 amino acids. The transcript has 15 exons. NCBI's taxonomy places the organism in Eukaryota, Metazoa, Chordata, Aves, Passeriformes, Passerellidae. Gene Ontology annotation, biological process: protein O-linked glycosylation.
GCUGAUCUCCCGGACACUGCUGAGACCCCCAGGAUCCUGCUGACCCCUCGGAGUGAGGGGGCUGAGCACCCCCGGACACUACUGAGCCCCCCAGGAUCCUGCUGACCCCCCGGACUGACGGGGCUGAGCACUCCCGGCCACUGCUGAGACCCCCACGGACGCUGCUGAACCCCGAGACUGGAGGUGCCGGAUCCCUCAGGACAGUGCUGAGACCUCCCCGGACUGACGGGGCUGAGCCCCUCGGACACUGCCGAGACCCCUCAGGAUCCUGCUGACCCCUCGGAGUGAGGGGGCCGAGACCCCCAGGAUCCUGCUGACCCCUCGGAGUGAGGGGGCCGAGACCCCUCAGGAUCCUGCUGACCCCACGGACUGACGGGGCUGAGCCCCUCGGACACUGCCGAGACCCCUCAGGAUCCUGCUGACCCCUCGGAGUGAGGAGGCCGAGACCCCUCAGGAUCCUGCUGACCCCUCGGAGUGAGGGGGCCGAGACCCCUCAGGAUCCUGCUGACCCCUCGGAGUGAGGGGGCCGAGACCCCUCAGGAUCCUGCUGACCCCUCGGAGUGAGGAGGCCGAGACCCCUCAGGAUCCUGCUGACCCCUCGGAGUGAGGGGGCCGAGACCCCCAGGAUCCUGCUGACCCCACGGACUGACGGGGCUGAGCCCCUCGGACACUGCUGAGCCCCCCGGACGCUGCUGAGCCCUUCAGGAUCCUGCUGACCCCUCGGACUCUCCGGGCUGAGCCCACCCCGGACACUGCCGCAGGCACUUGGAGAAUUGUGCAGUGGUUCAGUGCUGAGGGAAUUCUGUGGGAGCAUGGCUGGAGCAGGACACGGAGUGUGGGCACGGAAUGCAGGCAGUGAUGUGGGCUGCUGCUCCCUGCCUGCCUGGCAGCUCCGUGCCGCGGCGCUGUGACCCCGCUGCGCUCCCGCAGGCUGCCAGCAGCCAUGAGGAGGUUUGGCUACUGCCGGGUGGUGCUGGCCACCUCGCUGCUCUGGGUGCUGCUGGACGUGUUCCUGCUGCUCUACUUCAGCGAGUGCAACAAGUGUGAGGACAGCAAGGAGCGCUCCCUGCUGCCCGCCCUGCGCGCCGUUAUUUCCCGGAACCAGGAGGGCCCGGGGGAGAUGGGCAGGGCCGUGCUCAUCCCCAAGGAGGAGCAGGAGAAGAUGAAGGAGCUGUUCAAGAUCAACCAGUUCAACCUGCUGGCCAGCGACCGCAUCGCGCUGAACCGCAGCCUGCCCGACGUGCGGCUCGACGGGUGCAAGAGCAAGGUGUACCCGGAGGAGCUGCCCAACACCAGCGUGGUGAUCGUGUUCCACAACGAGGCGUGGAGCACGCUGCUCAGGACCAUCCACAGCGUGCUGGAGCGCUCCCCGCCGCGCCUGCUGGCCGAGAUCCUGCUGGUGGACGAUGCCAGCGAGAGAGAGUUUUUGAAGGCCUCCCUGGAGAACUACGUGAGGAAGCUGGAGGUGCCCGUGCGGAUCCUGCGGAUGGAGCAGAGGUCGGGGCUGAUCCGGGCCCGGCUCCGGGGGGCAGCGGCUGCCAAGGGCCAGGUGCUCACGUUCCUGGAUGCCCAUUGUGAGUGCACCCUGGGCUGGCUGGAGCCCCUGCUGGCCAGGAUCAAGGAGGACAGGAAAACCGUGGUGUGUCCCAUCAUCGACGUGAUCAGCGACGACACCUUCGAGUACAUGGCGGGCUCGGACAUGACCUACGGGGGCUUCAACUGGAAGCUGAAUUUCCGCUGGUACCCCGUGCCCCAGAGGGAGAUGGAGCGCAGGAAGGGCGACAGGACCCUGCCCGUCAGGACCCCAACCAUGGCUGGUGGCCUGUUUUCUAUUGACAGGAGCUACUUUGAAGAGAUAGGAACUUACGAUGCAGGAAUGGAUAUCUGGGGUGGCGAGAAUCUUGAAAUGUCCUUUAGGAUCUGGCAGUGUGGGGGCUCCCUGGAGAUCGUCACCUGCUCCCACGUGGGACACGUCUUCCGCAAGGCCACCCCCUACACCUUCCCGGGGGGCACCGGCCACGUCAUCAACAAGAACAACCGCAGGCUGGCCGAGGUGUGGAUGGACGAGUUCAAGGAUUUCUUCUACAUCAUCUCCCCAGGGGUGGUGAAGGUGGAUUAUGGAGACGUUUCUGUGAGGAAGGCCCUGCGGGAGAGGCUGGGCUGCAAACCCUUCUCCUGGUACCUGGAGAACGUGUACCCCGACUCGCAGAUCCCGCGGCGCUACUACUCCCUGGGAGAGAUCAGGAAUGUUGAAACCAACCAGUGCUUGGACAACAUGGGCCGCAAGGAGAACGAAAAAGUGGGAUUUUUCAACUGCCAUGGCAUGGGAGGGAACCAGGUGUUCUCCUACACGGCGGACAAGGAGAUCCGCACGGACGACCUGUGCCUGGACGUGUCGCGGCUCAACGGCCCCGUCCUCAUGCUCAAGUGCCACCACCUGAGGGGCAACCAGCUCUGGGAGUACGAUGCUGAGAAGCUCACCCUGAGGCACCUGAACAGCAACCAGUGCCUGGCGGAGCCGUCGGACGAGGACCGGCUGGUGCCCACCGUGCGCGACUGCGGCGGCGGCCGCGCCCAGCAGUGGCUGCUGCGCAACAUGACCCUGCCGGCGUGAUCCCGCCGAGCCCCGCUGCUCCCGGGGAGCCCGCGGAGCCCGGCCCGCUCCCGGCCCCGCAGAGCCACCCCCAGCUGGGGCUCCUGCUGCCGCCGGGCCCUUGGGCUCCUCCGGGGAUCCAGGUGAUCCAGGAGCGGCUGGUACUGACAGCAGCGGGCUCCAGGCUCCAGAGGCAGCGGCUGACCCUGGAGAAGGUGGGAUAAGGAGGAGUUGCAUUCACUCCUGAGAUUCCAGAGGCACCUUGGAGAGGUUGGGAUAUGGAGGUGUCACUGUCGCCCCAGAGAUUCCAGAGGCACCAUCUGACCUUGGAGAAGCUGGGAUAGGGAGAUUUCAUUGUCACCCCAGGGAUUCCAGAGGCACCUUGGAGAAGUUGGGAUAUGGAGGUGUCACUGUCGCCCCAGAGAUUCCAGAGGCACAUCUGACCUUGGAGAAGUUGGGAUAUGGAGGUGUUGCUGUCACUCCAGAGGCACCAGUUCACCUUGGAGAAGUUUGGGAUAUGGGGGUGUCACUGUCACUCCUGAGAUUCCAGAGGCACCUUGGAGAGGUUGGGAUAUGGGGGUGUCACUGUCACCCCAGAGAUUCCAGAGACAGCAGCUGACCUUGGAGAAGUGGGGAUAGGGAGGCAUUGCUGUCACUCCAGAGAUUCCAGAGGCACCUUGGAGAAGAAGUUGGGAUAUGGAGGUGUUGCUGUCACUUCAGAGGUAUCAUCAUCUGACCUAGGAGAAGUUGGGAUAUGGAGGCAUUGCUGUCACUCUGGAGAUUCCAGAGGCACAUCUGACCUUGGAGAAGGUGGGAUAGGGAGAUUUCAUUGUCACCCCAGGGAUUCCAGAGACACCUUGGAGAAGUUGGGAUAGGGAGGUGUCACUGUCACCCCAGAGAUUCCAGAGGCACCUUGGAGAAGUUGGGAUAUGGAGGUGUUGCUGUCACUUCAGAGGCAUCAUCGUCUGACCUAGGAGAAGUUGGGAUAUGGAGGCAUUGCUGUCACUCUGGAGAUUCCAGAGACAGCAGCUGACCUUGGAGAAGGUGGGAUAGGGAGGCAUUGCUGUCACUCCAGAGGCACCAGUUCACCUUGGAGAAGUUUGGGAUAGGGAGGUGUCACUGUCACCCCAGAGAUUCCAGAGGCACCUUGGAGAAGUUGGGAUAUGGAGGUGUCACUGUCGCCCCAGAGAUUCCAGAGGCACAUCUGACCUUGGAGAAGUUGGGAUAUGGAGGUGUUGCUGUCACUCCAGAGGCACCAUCUGACCUUGGAGAAAUUGGGAUAGGGAGGUGUCACUGUCACUCCAGAGAUUCCAGAGGCACCUUGGAGAGGUUGGGAUAUGGAGGUGUCACUGUCACUCCUGAGAUUCCAGAGACAGCAGCUGACCUUGGAGAAGGUGGGAUAGGGAGAUUUCAUUGUCACCCCAGGGAUUCCAGAGACACCUUGGAGAAGUUGGGAUAUGGAGGUGUCACUGUCACUCCUGAGAUUCCAGAGACACCUUGGAGAAGGUGGGAUAGGGAGGUGUCACUGUCACCCCAGAGAUUCCAGAGGCACAUCUGACCUUGGAGAAGGUAGGAUAGGGACGCAUUGCUGUCACUCCAGAGGCACCAUCUGACCUUGGAGAAAUUGGGAUUUGGAGGUGUUGCUGUCACUUCAGAGGCAUCAUCUGACCUUGGAGAAGUUGGGAUAGGGAGGUGUCACUGUCACCCCAGAGAUUCCAGAGGCACCUUGGAGAAGUUGGGAUAUGGGGGUGUCACUGUCACCCCAGAGAUUCCAGAGACAGCAGCUGACCUUGGAGAAGGUGGGAUAGGGAGGCAUUGCUGUCACUCCAGAGGCACCAGUUCACCUUGGAGAAGUUUGGGAUAGGGAGGUGUCACUGUCACCCCAGAGAUUCCAGAGGCACAGCUGACCUUGGAGAAGUUGGGAUGUGGAGGUGUCACUGUCACACGUCACCACGGAGCGGUGGCCCAGUCUGAAGGCCCUGUGGCACCAGCUGGCACUGGGAGCCGUCCUGGGAGGUGUGGCCCGAGCUGGGGGGAUGUGCUGGGCUCUCCUGGAGGAGAUCCUGGAGAAUAUCCUGGGGAAUCCUGGGUGUUCUCUGGUGCCCAGUGGGAUUUGGCAGCACCAAAGCUUCUUGGGUUGUGCUGGGAAAAAAAACAGGAUCCAGUGUUGGGAAAACCAGGCCAGGAGUGCACUUCACCAGGAAUUCCAGCAGAUGAGGCCACAGGAGACGCGGGAAUGCCGAGGGGAAGGAGUGGCACUCGUGGGACCUCGGGGUGGCACGGAGGGAGCUGUCCCCUCCUUCCAUGGACACGGAGCUGGAGCUGGGGCUCAGGGGACACCUGGAAGGACCAAAAUUGAGACCUCUGGAGCUUGGAGGGUCUCCAUCCCUCCAUCCCAACGCAUCCAUGAGUCCCUGCAUCCCAGCCCUGGCCCUGGAUCCGCUCCCAGCUCUGCCUGCAGGUGUUCCUGGAAUCACAGGGGCUCCUUUCUGGUUUCAGGAAUUCGGGGGCUCCCUCCUGGUGUGGGUGUGGGUGUUCCCACAGCGCUGCUGGCCCUCAGGAGCUGCUCCUGCUGGCAUGUGGGGACAGGGACAUUCCCGUGGGAGCCACCCCAAAUGCAGCUGUGGCCCUCUGGGCUGGGAUUUUGGGAAUUCUCACUGCCUGAAAUCCCAGGGCAGCGGGAUCCCAGCACGGGUAAGUGGGGAAAUAUUUCCCAGGAUUUCCCUCACAAUUCCCCAAAAAUCUCUGUAAAUGCACUGGGUCAUUAAAAAUGCUGGUAUUUUCUGUA